Messenger RNA from Callorhinchus milii (elephant shark), 699 nucleotides. RefSeq names its product NADH:ubiquinone oxidoreductase subunit S4 (gene ndufs4). The transcript is spliced from 5 exons. NCBI's taxonomy places the organism in Eukaryota, Metazoa, Chordata, Chondrichthyes, Chimaeriformes, Callorhinchidae. Bases 69 to 596 code for a protein of 175 amino acids. The record is from RefSeq and is a predicted model, not a curated record. Gene Ontology annotation, biological process: electron transport chain.
AGGGAGGGAGGGAGGGAGCUGCGCGUGCGUAGUCGGGCCUGGCGCGCGGUGCACGCCGGUGGGACAAGAUGGCGGCCUCAAUGUCAACGGCCGUCAAACGGCUCAGCGUCCUGACACCUCUGAGCCGGGCCUGGACUGCCACCCGGACCCCGCCCGGGCCCACCAGGUCAUUGAGCACUUCCACAUGGCGGUUGGCAGAGUCCCCUGUUCACGACAGUCAGCUCAUCACAGUUGAUAAAAAAUUGGACAUCACUCCAUUGACAGGAGUUCCAGAAGACCAUAUAAAAACACGAAGGGUCCGCAUUUUUGUUCCAGCGCGAAAUGCAAUGCAGUCUGGUGUGAACAACACAAAAAAGUGGAGAAUCGAGUUCGACACGAGGGAGCGUUGGGAGAACCCACUUAUGGGUUGGGCAUCCUCGGCAGAUCCUUUGUCAAAUAUGGUUUUGACUUUUUCUACCAAGGAGGAUGCAGUUGCCUUUGUGGAGAAAAAUGAUUGGAGUUAUGAAAUAAUGGAAAAGAGGGUCCCAAAGCCGAAAGUAAAGUCCUAUGGUGCAAACUACUCUUGGAACAAAAGGACCAGGGUGUCAACAAAAUAAGCUGCACUAUCCCAGCUGUUGGUCUCGCUAAGAAUAAACUCAACCAUGUUGUAUUUAUAGUCAAGUGACUCUUAAUCUCAGAAUAAAUGUGACCUUUAACCAA